This is a messenger RNA of Alternaria atra, 891 nucleotides long. RefSeq lists its product as uncharacterized. Lineage: Eukaryota; Fungi; Ascomycota; Dothideomycetes; Pleosporales; Pleosporaceae. Bases 1 to 891 code for a protein of 296 amino acids. The transcript has 3 exons. The record is from RefSeq and is a predicted model, not a curated record.
AUGCAGGACAUGAAUCCGAAACCGCUUCCUAGUCUCCGGCCAACCAACAAGGCAAGUAGACUCCUAAAUUUAAUGGGGAUCGAUCCAGUAACAGCAAAUCAGCUUCCAAGGAAAAUGCGUGACGUCCCGCACCCGCCCAAGGGCUACUCAGCCUACUCAGCCUACUACUUCCACGGUUUGAAGAAGCGCAUCAUUUCCAAUGCACACGCCUAUUACGCGCAACGCUUUCCCAAAUCCAAACGCCUCGACUUCAUCAUCUCCUCUACUACACCAACCGGCCGUUUAGAUGGUGUGGAGUACCAAGGCGCGCUGAUAGUCUAUCAUCAUCCCAAGUCGCCUAACUGGAAGAUGCUGUAUAAGAGUAAUAAAUUUCCUAUCGCAGAAGAAGCUGCGUUUGAGGUCAAGUAUUGGCUUGAGGAAUACAGGAGCGCUCAACGGCGGACGGGAAAGUUCAAGCUGGAGCGCCGAAGAAGAAGAAAGAAGAAGAAGAAGAAGAAGAAGAAGAAGAAGAAGAAGAAGAAGAAGAAGAAGAAGAAGAAGAAGAAGAAGAAGAAGAAGAAGACUAGUAAAGCUGACAAGAAUAUGGAAGACGUGCAUGUUACGAGAGGCAACUAUAAGUCACCAAACGCUGUUGUUGGUGAUAGCGACGGCACUGGCAAAGUCAACAAAGGCAAGGAUAAGGACUUUCCGAAGCAGCCAAAUGUCUCUAUCCUCUCCGACCGGACUAAAGCUGGAGCUGAUAUUUUCAUGCUCGAUCUGAAGCACAAGCGUGUCUUUGUUAGCGAGAAGAAGAAAGAUUCAGCUACCAAGGAAGAGAAGAAGGUGCCUGCUGAGCCUGCCGUCUUUGUUCCGAUCAAGUUGAAGCUUCCUCAGCAUAAGAAGAAGUCUUAA